CUCUCGGCUAACUCCCGUCGGCAAGUGGCUCGGCACCGUUUUGAUUGGUCCCGAAUCCUUGUCUUCGGCAAACGACCCCAAAUCGCGGGGUGCAUGCCGCUCUCAACACACACAGCUUGAAGAUCAACACUGUGAGGUCGGCGGCGUUGCUUGGCCCUCCCCAACAUCGUGUCCCGCGUUCAUAUCAUAGGAUGCCACUAGAACUGUCAUCUUGGCAGGUUGACAUCACGAUCUUAUCGUCGACUGUUCACUGGUCUGAUUAUGGGUCGCGGUGGGUGCGAAGCUUUGGAUGGAAUGUCCCAUGAGGGUGGGCGAGGCGGAGGGGAUAUCUUGAUCUCUUCUUGUCUGCUUGUGGAGUAGCUUGUUUAUCCUUGUUCACAUGCUUCAUUGCCAUUACUCAUCUUGGCUUCUGCAUAAAGCAAGGCUUGUAUGCCCUCCCUGCACUUCUUUAAUUCCUUUCCCGAAAAUUCCCCAGCUCUAUCGAGUGCCUCAUCGACUGCUUCCAGACAAAGGAAAAUAUGGCACACCCGCGAGCAUCUCACGGCAGCGACUCCCCCACCACUCUUACAUCAACCGCCUUCGAAUCUGAGGAAAAGAAAUCCAACAACCUCUUCCAGGACGAAGAUCCCUCCCAUUCGGCAGCGCACGACAGAAAAGGAUCUCAUGAUCUGAAUUGGGAUGGGCAUGAUGUCGAUUUCAGCAAUGUCGACGAGAAGAAGGUGCUGCGCAAGAUGGAUAUCCGACUCUUGCCCAUGCUGGCACUGUUAUAUCUGUUGAGCUUCUUGGAUAGAGGCAAUAUUGGGAAUGCGAAAAUUGAGGGUUUAACCGAGACAUUAAAUAUUACUGGCCCGCAGUAUAAUUGGUGCUUGACAGUCUUCUUCUUUACAUACUGUGCGUUCGAAGUACCCAGUAAUUUGAUGCUGAAGAAAUUACGUCCUUCGAUAUGGCUUCCAUCAAUAAUGGUAGCAUGGGGUAUCGUCAUGACUCUCAUGGGAAUAGUGCAGUCAUAUCACGGCCUCUUGAUCGCGCGUAUCUUCCUAGGUGUCACUGAAGCAGGUCUCUUUCCUGGUGUUGCGUAUUACAUUACAAUGUGGUAUUGCCGACAUGAAGCCCAGCUACGACAAGCGCUGUUCUUCAGUGCUGCCAGUAUUGCAGGUGCCUUUUCGGGUUUACUCGCGUUUGGAAUUGCGAAGAUGGACGGUACUGGAGGUUUGGAAGGUUGGCGGUGGAUUUUCAUUCUUGAGGGUAUUGCUACCGUCUUAAUUGCUAUCCUAGCAUAUUUCACGCUUUACGAUUUUCCAGAUACAGCAUCUUUCCUCACGAUCGAAGAAAGAGCCUGGGUUGUGCACAGACUUAAAUACCAGGGCUCGAAGGGUUCGGGACAGAUGGUUGCUGAGACUGAAGGUUUCAAGUGGAAGCAUGUCAAAGCUGCUUUCACUGACUGGCAAAUCUAUGUUGCAUUGUGGAUGUACUGGGGAAUCGUCUGCCCAUUAUACGGAAUCUCACUUUUCCUCCCAUCCAUCAUCCGAGAACUCGGCUACACCUCCAGCACCGCCCAACUUCUCACCGUACCGAUCUAUAUUACAGCAGCAUGCAUUACGAUCGUGGUAGCAUACUACUCUGACAAAUCUAAAUCUGGUCGCGCUCCCUACAUCUUCUUGCCGAUGUGCGCAAUCUUGAUCGGCUUCAUAAUCGCCAUCUCGGCUUCCGCUGUCGGUGGACUUCCUGGGCUCGUGUACGCGGGCGUGUUUAUCGCAACAUGUGGAAUCUACCCAGCCUUUCCCGGUAAUAUCACAUGGAUGUCUAAUAAUCUCGCGGGGAGUUACAAGCGUUCUGCGGGCAUGGCGAUUCAUAUCGGCGCCGGCAAUCUCGCUGGUGCUAUGGCGAGUAAUUUCUAUCGCUCGAAUGAUGCGCCAAAGUAUUUGCUCGGACAUGGAUUGGAGAUUGGGUUUGUGACUAUAGGUUUGGUGGCGGUCGUUGUGCUCAGGACGGGGUAUAAGAGGAUUAACGAUAAGCGUGAUAGGGAGGGGAAUGAGGCUGGGCAUAGUCUCAAAGAAAUGAGUGAGAUGGGUGACAGAGCUCCUACAUUUAGGUAUAUGCUCUGAGAAUGAAUGUUUUCGAAAGAAGACGACCUUACUUGACAUAUUUCCUCCAAUCAUGUACAUCCUUGUACCCCA
Cadophora gregata is the source of this 2177-nucleotide messenger RNA. RefSeq lists its product as uncharacterized. Gene Ontology annotation, cellular component: membrane. Gene Ontology annotation, biological process: transmembrane transport. Lineage: Eukaryota; Fungi; Ascomycota; Leotiomycetes; Helotiales; Ploettnerulaceae. The transcript has 5 exons. Gene Ontology annotation, molecular function: transmembrane transporter activity. Bases 519 to 2105 code for a protein of 528 amino acids. The record is from RefSeq and is a predicted model, not a curated record.